Molecule: messenger RNA, 1257 nt
Organism: Capsaspora owczarzaki ATCC 30864
Lineage: Eukaryota; Filasterea; Ministeriida; Capsasporidae
Exons: 3
Coding region: 58-1131 (357 amino acids)
Biological process (GO): cellular response to oxidative stress; hydrogen peroxide catabolic process; response to reactive oxygen species
Molecular function (GO): peroxidase activity; heme binding
Source: RefSeq, a predicted model, not a curated record
AUUCAAUCCGACUUUCACUCCCUUUUUUUGUUGUUGCUGUUGUUCCAAACAAAACCAAUGUCUGCUCGUCUGAUUCGCGUCGUCGCCACUGCCGCGCUUCCUCUUCGCACUGGUGCCGUGCGCACUGCCUCCAAUGCCGCCGCGGUGGUCGCUGUCCAGCAGCAGCGCAGCUACAGCCACGGCCAGGGCCAAGGUCGCUCGAGCAACGGCAAGAGCUCAAAGUUUGCCACGGGUGCUGCGACUGCGUUUGCUGCUGCCACGACGACCGGCCUGAUGUUGGUUGUCUCGGCGUCCGAGAAGACCUCCAAGAAGGGCGACUAUGCUGCCGUUCGCAAGGACAUUGCCGACAUUCUCGAUGAUUCCAACUACGACGAUGGCUCGUAUGGACCUGCUUUCGUCCGUCUCGCCUGGCACGCAUCUGGCUCGUACAGCACGUUCGACAAGACUGGCGGCUCGAACGGCGCGACCAUGCGCUUCUCGCCCGAAGCCAAGUAUGGCGCCAACAACGGCCUGGAGCGCGCUCGUGCUCGCCUUGAGCAGGUCAAGCAGAAGCACCCCUGGAUUACAUACGCCGAUCUCUGGACUCUUGCUGCCGUGGUUGCCAUCGAGGAGAUGGGCGGCCCCAAGGUUCCGUGGCACGGCGGCCGCGUUGACGACGCCGACAACAAGCGCACCGCUCCCGACGGUCGCCUGCCCGACGCUGCUCGUGGUGCCGACCACGUCCGUGCCAUCUUCUACCGCAUGGGCUUCAACGACCAGGAAAUUGUCGCCCUGAUUGGCGCGCACGUCAUUGGCCGCGCGCACGACGGCAAGUCCGCCAACGGCUCGGGCUACUCUGGUCCGUGGACGUUCAACCCGACCACGUUCAACAAUGGUUUCUACACGACGCUCCUCAACACCAAGUGGACGGAAAAGAAGUGGAACGGUCCCAAGCAGUACACGGAUCCCACUGGCGAGCUCAUGAUGCUCCCUGCCGAUCUCGCCUUCCUCCAGGACGCCGACUUGCGAAAGUGGGUCGAGGUCUACGCCAAGGACGAGAAGAAGUUCUUUGAGGACUUUUCCGCCGCCUUUUCAAAGCUCCUCCACCUCGGCGUCCCUGCCAAGACCAGCUGCUGGUGGUGGCCCUUCUAAACCGGGUUGGGUUUCUCAACCCAGCCGGGAUUGGGUGUUUGUCUGAGCCUUUUUUGGUUUUUUGUUGGAGCUCUGUCCUGUAGGUUGGAUGCUUGUGUUGCGUUGCAAUAUACAGUACAAUACCCA